AGGGGAGGAUCGGCUCCGCUGAGUGUGGAGGAAGCGCGCGCUCCACCAGUAGAGCCGUUCAUUGACGCUGUGUGAUUGUGAGCCCGCCCUAUCCCCACAGCUCCGGUGCUCUGCUUUUUACUUUAAUUUCUAAGUGUGUUUAUUUUGCCGUGGAUCUGCUCGUGCUCGGCUGCCGCUCCCAGUCAAUCAAUGUCUCUGCACUUGCAUUUUCGUCUGUAUUUUUGUUCGUUUUGUUUGUGUCUCGGAUGCGUCGCGUGGAGCGAAGGAGCCCGUGCAGGUGAGGGAUCGCUGUCACAUCAGACACACACUCUUGACUUUAUAAAGGAAUAUGAAGUCACUCAUCCUCUGUGGCAGCAUCCAGUGAGACGCAGGAGGUCGGCUGGCUAUCACAAGCACCCCACAGAGGCAGAGGUGAAGAUAACGGCAGAGGGGAAAGAGCUAGUCCUCCAGCUGCAGAAGAAUGAGCACCUCUUUGCUCCCGGAUACAAGGAGACGUGGUACAGCCCUGGCGGUGUGGAGCACACCUCAUCCCCACCUGACACAGAGAACUGCUUUUAUCACGGUGUAGUUGCAGGGGAGGAGAUGUCCAGUGUAGCUGUCAACAACUGCAGCGGUUUGAGGGGGAUGAUCACCCUCAGCGACACUGUGACAUAUCUCAUUGAGCCACUGCCCAGCUGGUCGGGGACCGUGGAGAGGGGGCAUGCGGUGUACCGUGCUGAGCACUUGAAACUGCAGAAAGGCACAUGUGGGCAUCAACAUGGCAGUGAAACUGACAAGCUGGACAACCUCAUUAGUGGGAUGGCACAGCCGCACAAGGCUAGCAGGGGAAAAAGGGACAUUAGCCAGAAUAUGAAAUAUGUGGAACUCUUGGUGGUCGCCGAUUAUGCAGAGUACGAGAAGAAUAAGAAAGAUUACGAUAAGACGAGGAUGAAGCUGCUUGAGGCUGCAAACUAUGUGGACAAGUACUACAAGAGUCUGAACAUCCGUGUGGCCCUGAUUGGACUGGAGGUCUGGACAGAUGAGAACAAGAUCACAGUGUCAGAGAACCCUUACAGCACACUGGGAGCCUUCCUGGCCUGGCGAUUGAAGCGGCUGAUGAUCGCUCCCAAUGACAAUGCCCAGCUAGUCACGGGUGUCUCAUUCCAGGGUACCACCAUUGGAUUGGCCCCUCUCAGAGCCAUGUGCUCUGAGUACCAGUCAGGUGGGGUCAACUCGGAUCACUCCGACAGUGCUGUGGGAGUGGCGGCCACUAUGGCCCACGAGAUGGGACACAAUUUUGGGAUGAGCCACGACACUCAGGGGUGUUGUCUUGCCCGCCCAGAAGAUGGGGGCUGUAUCAUGGCUGCUGCCACAGGCCACCCCUUCCCCCACGUAUUCAACGCCUGCAACAGAAAGGAGCUGCAGCGCUACCUGAGCUCCGGUGGAGGGAAAUGCCUGUUUAACCUGCCCAACACCAAUGCCAUGUAUGGGGGCCGGCGCUGUGGCAAUGGUUACCUGGAGGAGGGCGAAGAGUGCGACUGCGGUGAAGUUGAGGAGUGCUCCAGUCCCUGCUGUAAUGCCAACAACUGCACUCUGAAACCUGGAGCUGAGUGCGCACAUGGCAUCUGCUGUGACAGCUGCAAGCUGAAGAGUGCGGGAGUCCUAUGCCGGCCCACUUCAGGCUCCUGUGACCUGCCCGAGUACUGUAACGGCAAAUCAGAGCUGUGUCCAGCCAACUUCUACCUCAUGGACGGGACGUCGUGCGCUGGCGGCCGGGCGUACUGCUACACGGGCAUGUGCCUGACUCUGGAGCAGCAGUGCCUUUCUCUCUGGGGUCAGGGUGCAAGCCCCGCUCCAGACCUUUGCUUCACGAAGGUGAAUGAGGCUGGAGACUCUUAUGGUAAUUGUGGCAAAGACCUGAUGGGCAAGUACAGGAGCUGCAAAGACAAGAAUGCUAAAUGUGGAAAGAUACAGUGCCUGAGUGUUGCCACCAAGCCCCUGGAGACCAAUGCCGUCUCCAUAGACACCACCGUCCGCCAGGGAGACCGUAACAUCCUCUGCAGGGGGACCCAUGUGUACCGGCCUGGCCAAGAGAAUGACAGCCAAGGGGACACGCUGGACCCGGGCCUAGUGAUGACUGGGACCAAAUGUGGGGAGAAUGCAAUUUGCUUUGGCGGACAGUGCCGAAAUGUUUCCUUCCUACAAGCGGACAUCUGCAGCUCCAAGUGUCACGGCCACGGGCUGUGCAACAACAACCACAAUUGUCACUGCAAUGAGGGCUGGGCUCCACCCUCCUGUGAGCACGAAGGGAUGGGCGGGAGCAUCGACAGCGGCCCAGUUAUCAGACAGAGCAAAUUCUUCCUCGCCAUGGUGCUUCUCCCCCUGCUGCUCUUCCUGGGGUUGGUUGCUGCCGCCCUGUGGUUUUACUUCAAGAACAGGCUGCGCACUCAGAAGGGCCCUGGUCCUCCACCAUCACCCAUUCAUUUCACUCCCACUGCUGGCAGAGCAGGCAGUCACGGUCACACCAACCCAACCUACCAACUGAAGGGACAGGACUGCGACGUGCAGGUUGGCCCACGGCAAAGCCCGGUCUGUCCGUCCAGGGCACGUCACGACAUCGUGAGGCCUACAGUGAAGCCGCCGCCUAUUCCGGCCUACACUGCUCAGCACCAAAUCACACACAAAAGCCCAUCAAACCAGCCUCCAGUUCCCCAGCUGUCACCCUGUGUCCCAGCAAAGCCACGGCCAGACCCUCCUAGCAGACCUCCACCCCUGUGUCCUCUCACCAAACCCAUCCCGGUGAUGCUGCAAAAAGGUAGCCCUCAAGUGAAAUCAACCAGAAAAAUCCAUUAAUACCCCCUACUGGACAGAGAGAGAAAACCAGGAUUCAUCACAGCAUAUUGAAAAGAUACAUAAAGGUGACGGCCAUCAUGUACUGUGGAGGGAAGGCACCCCUUCACAGAGAGAUAACUGUACUGAAGGAGAUUAGCGCAGUGCCCGGAUAUGACUCUUCUGCAAUGCCUUAUUGACUUGAAAUCUGAGAUCCUGAAUACUUGUACUUUUUAAGUAAUAUGGUAGGAAAAUGUUUGUCCUCUGCUGAUACAUAGUCUGGAAAGGUGAAUUCCAAAUUUAUCAAGGCUUUAGAAAAGGAAAAAAUACUGGUGUACAUAUAGUGUUUUUCAAUAAAGCAUGAGCUUUUAUGAAAUACUGUAUAUUAAGAAUGUAUUGUGAAAGGAAUGUGAAUGAAUUUCAAAGUGAUGCAUAUAUUAUGUUUGCUGUUGGAACUCUUGCGUUUUGAUUUAAAUAGGAGGGUAUGAGAGCCUAGAGCUCCUACGCAUGCAGUAUUGAACAUGCCUCUGUCAUAAGAAGGGCAGAGACAAUAUUCUCUACUGUUUACAAGCAAUAAUUACGGGCACUAGAAGGAAGUAGGUACAUCCAGCUGCAAUGUACCUUUCCACACUCUCCAGCCUUGAAUGUGCUGGAUUUCCCAGAGACUGGGGCCUGAGGUGCUAAACCUGCCUUUUCUGUGCAUUGCAUUUACAGACACUUUGUUGUUCUCAGUCACAUUUUCUGUUUGCUGGGCAUAGAUUAGUGUUUUCAUAAUUGCACGUAACAGAAGAAAUGAAAGUAAAGAUUAGUGAUAAAAUUUAAUUGAGGAACACAUAUGUUUUCAAUGUUAGACAACAGAAAUUCUCAAAAGUACAGAAAACAGUGCCAGGUGAUCUGAUGGGUGGAAAAAAAACAUCAUACCAAGCAUCCCUUCAGACCAAAGCAAGACAUUGUGCCAAAUAAGAGAAAAGCAAGGACAGGCACUGGUUUUUGGUUAUGCACUUGUGUAAAUUCUAAACAAAUUAUGUGAUGUCUGUACAAGUUGUUAGGAAAGGUUUUAGUUUUUUUUGUGUUUUUUCAAGGAGUUUCAGUCAGCGUGCACUCUAAAUGUAAGGUGGGAACAGUGAAUACAAUUAGCUUUCCAGCAGAAUCUCUGGGUGUCGUAUGACAGAUAGAAAGAGGUUCAUCAACAGAAGUAAUAAAAAAAAAAAUCUGUAAAUAUCAGAGCUCUUAUUCAGCAAGUAUACAAAGGUUUUCAUUUUAAACUUAGUACAAUUUCAUGAAGUCAUUCCAGAUGAAGUCCUCAUACAAACCAGACCCUUUGAUUAGUUCAUUUUUUAUUCAUACAUUUACAUAGUUUUUUUUAAAGACAAAGCACCUCAUACAGGCUUUAUGUAUAUCUGUAUAUCAUUACUUGUCCCAAAUAAUGAGUAUAAUUUUA
Messenger RNA from Scleropages formosus (Asian bonytongue), 4249 nucleotides. It is a transcript of the gene adam19b, whose product is annotated as ADAM metallopeptidase domain 19b. Gene Ontology annotation, molecular function: metalloendopeptidase activity. Bases 190 to 2832 code for a protein of 880 amino acids. Lineage: Eukaryota; Metazoa; Chordata; Actinopteri; Osteoglossiformes; Osteoglossidae. The record is from RefSeq and is a predicted model, not a curated record. The transcript is spliced from 23 exons. Gene Ontology annotation, biological process: membrane protein ectodomain proteolysis.